AUGGCAAUCAACGAUCUCGCCACCAUCGAUGCAUCAAAAGAGAAUUGGUCUAUUGUAGCUAAGGUGAAUUGUUUGUGGCUUAACCCUAGCUUAUAUGGAUCCAAGCUUCCAUUUUCCAUGGACAUGAUUCUUAUGGAUGAAAAGGGUUGUAAGAUUCAUGCUUCGGUUAGGAAGACUCUGAUAUACCGAUUCCAAUCUUUGCUAAGUGAAGGAUGUGUAUAUCAGAUUUCUAUUAUUGCUCCUGGAAUGGGAGAAAAUCACUCCAUGCGUGUUUUAUUAAAUAGGCAAAAAGGUUGUGACAGUUUUAAAAGCAUAAGAACUGUAAAGGUUGUUGUUUAUCCCACAUUCCGCAAUGCAUGCGAAGCGAUGGGAUUAAUGGAGGAUGACCGGGAGUAUGUUAAUGGAAUUUCAAUUGCAAGUGAACUUGGUUCCGGAUCUCAUCUACGGAAAUUAUUUACAAGAAUGCUUAUGACAAACUUGAUUUCCAGGCCACAAGAAGUUUGGAGAAAGUCUUGGACUCUUUUAAGUGAUGGGAUUUUAUAUGAAAGAAGAAAAUCACUCAACAUUCUAGAGCAAGAGAUUGUUUAUAAGAAUGUUUUGGACGUUGUGUUGUCUGAUAACGGUGGAUUCUUUUUUCUAUAUGGUUUUGGAGGAACUGGAAAAACAUUUGUUUGGAAUACAUUAUCUGCUGCUUUGCGUUCAAGGGGCCUUAUGGUCUUAAAUGUCGCAUCUAGCGGAAUUGCAUCGCUAUUGUUACCUGGAGGUAGAACGACUCAUUCAAGGUUUUCUAUUCCUAUUUCGAUAAAUGAGAUAUCAACCUGUAAUCUUCGUCACGGUUCCCCAAAAGCUGAAUUAUUGAAAAAAGCAAGCCUAAUUAUUUGGGAUGAGGCACCUAUGUUAAACAAACAUUGCUUUGAAGCUUUAGACAGAUCUCUUAAUGACAUUAUGAAGACUCAGUCUACCCAUGGUUAUGACAUUCCAUUCGGAGGUAAAGUUGUGGUACUAGGAGGCGACUUUAGACAAAUACUUCCAGUUAUUUCCAAAGGAAGUCGUUCUGAAAUCUUCGGUUCAGCUAUCAAUUCUUCAUAUUUGUGGAAUCAUUGCAAGGUAAUGAAGUUGACUGUUAAUAUGAGAUUACAAAAUGCUACAUCGACUUCUUCAGCAUCAGAAAUAAAAGAGUUUCCAGAUUGGUUGCUUCAAGUGGGAGAUGGUACAGCUAAAACGAUUGGUGAGGAAGAAACACUUAUUGAGAUUCAUCCAGAUCUUCUUAUUGAACAGUGUAAGGAACCGUUGCUUGAAUUAGUUAAUUUUGCAUAUCCAAACCUUGCGCAUAAUUUGCAAAAAAAAUCAUUCUUUCAAGAAAGAGCGAUCUUUGCACCAACACUAGAAUGUGUAGAGGAAAUCAACAACUUUAUGUUAGCAAUGAUUCCUGAUGAUGAAACAGAAUAUUUGAGUUGUGAUACUCCGUGCAAGUCAGACGAAGAUUCGGGUGUCAAUGCAGAAUGGUUUACAUCUGAAUUCUUAAAUGAUUUCAAAUGCUCUGGAAUUCCAAACCAUGCAAUUAAACUGAAAGUUGGUGUCCCUAUCAUGCUCAUUCGAAACAUAUACCAAGGUGCAGGGUUGUGUAAUGGCAACAAGGUGGUGGUUGAAUCAAUGCAUGGUAAAGAUGCAGGGAGGUUGUUUGAUAAUCUUGAUUGA
Molecule: messenger RNA, 1698 nt
Organism: Lotus japonicus
Lineage: Eukaryota; Viridiplantae; Streptophyta; Magnoliopsida; Fabales; Fabaceae
Exons: 5
Coding region: 1-1698 (565 amino acids)
Biological process (GO): telomere maintenance; DNA repair
Molecular function (GO): DNA helicase activity
Source: RefSeq, a predicted model, not a curated record